UAUGACGCAAACCGGUGAAAGGGCUGCGUUGUACUUGCGCAGAUGAUUUGCAUAAAUCCUUCAGAUGAGCGCGUAUUUAAGCGGCUCCGCUGCGGCUUUUCCGCACUGCGGCUCCCAGAUGAAGACGGACAUCAGCGCUGCACAGCAAAGUGCGCAGUUUAGCGGCAGGAAGCUGAGUCUGAUCGAGGAUGCGCGCAGGGAGCGCAGCGCCGGCGGCUCCGGCUCUUCUCCGGACUCCUCCGGAUUCGGAGAAAGUUCGGUGUCCGAGGAGAAGGAGUCCGGACCGGUGACCGUCAACGUUCUGUUCGGACUGAGCAACGACCAGAACCAGGGCUUCUUCAAAACCGGAAAAAUAUUUGAGAUGUUUGACGCUAAACUUCUGCACAUUGAAAGUCGUCCAAACCGAAAGUCAAAGAACAGCAGCAUGGAUCUGGAGUUCUUCAUGAGAUGUCAAGUUCCCGCCACCGACGUUUGCGUCUUCAUCAACUCACUGAAGAAAGAGGCGGACGACGUUCGCUGCAUCCCGGAGGAAAAAGUUCCGUGGUUUCCCCGGCAGAUAAAAGACCUGGACAGAUGUAACCUGCUAAUAACCAAGUUUGACCCAGACAUGGACCAGGACCAUCCAGGAUUCAGCGAUCCAGAAUACAGGAAAAGACGAGCUUCCAUCUCUGAGCUGGCCUUCACGUACAAACAAGGAGAGCUGCUGCCCGCCGUUGAGUACACAGCCGAGGAAACCGCCACGUGGAGAGAGGUUUACCGGAACCUGCGGCGCAUUUACCCCAGUUUGGCCUGUCGGCAGUUUCUGGACGGCCUGCAGCAGCUGGAGGAGGAGUGCGGCUACAGCGAGGAUGCCAUCCCUCAGCUCAGAGUCGUGUCUGCUUUCCUGAAAGAGAAAACGGGUUUCCAGCUGCGGCCCGUCGCCGGCCUGCUGUCAGCCAGAGACUUCCUGUCCAGUUUAGCCUUCAGGGUGUUCCAGUGCACGCAGUACAUCCGGCACGCCUCGGCCCCCAUGCACUCGCCUGAACCAGACUGCUGUCACGAGCUGCUGGGUCACGUCCCCAUGCUGGCAGACAAAGAGUUCGCACAGUUUUCUCAGGAGAUUGGACUCGCCUCGCUCGGCGCCUCAGACCAAGACAUCGAGAAACUCUCAACGCUGUACUGGUUUACUGUGGAGUUUGGACUCUGUAAGCAGGACGGGGCUGUCAGAGCUUAUGGUGCUGGACUUCUGUCCUCCUACAGCGAGCUCAUUUACGCCCUGUCCAAUGAGCCUGAGUACAAGCCCUUUAACCCGGAGGAGGCAGCAGUUCAGCCCUACCAGGACCAGAACUUCCAGCCAGUUUACUUUGUGUCUGACAGCUUCGAGGAUGCCAAGAUGAAGCUGAGAAACUACUCUGCAACCAUCCAGCGCCCCUUUGCCGUGCGCUACGACCCCUUCACCUGCAGCAUGGAGGUUCUAGAUCAGCCCAGGAAGAUCCAGAAUGCUCUGAGCCAGAUGAGAGAGGACCUGAAGAUCCUGCACAGUGCUUUGGAGAAGUUGACUUCAUCCUGA
This is a messenger RNA of Thalassophryne amazonica, 1549 nucleotides long. RefSeq names its product tyrosine hydroxylase 2 (gene th2). The transcript has 12 exons. The record is from RefSeq and is a predicted model, not a curated record. Gene Ontology annotation, cellular component: cytoplasm; axon; perikaryon. Gene Ontology annotation, molecular function: tyrosine 3-monooxygenase activity; iron ion binding. Gene Ontology annotation, biological process: dopamine biosynthetic process from tyrosine. NCBI's taxonomy places the organism in Eukaryota, Metazoa, Chordata, Actinopteri, Batrachoidiformes, Batrachoididae. Bases 65 to 1549 code for a protein of 494 amino acids.